UUUCACAUAAACAUAGCAUCAUUUCAUCAUCCGCCAUGGCAAGGCCUUCAUUGUUCUUCUGCUUCACCGCCAUUUUCGCCCUAGGGUCCCUUCUCAACGCAGUUUCAGCUCACGUCACCGUCGCGAAACCGCCGUUAACGUCCGACACGAAAGCUCCGAAGACGGUCAACGACAUCGAGCCUUACAUUUCUUACAGAGUCAUGACUUUCGUGUCGAACCUCGAGAAGAACUGUCCUUCCACAAACUCCUUGAGUACGUUCUUCGAGAAACUGAAGGAUCUACUCAAGUUCGAAUCCUCCGUUUCCGCGUCCGUAAAUGGGGGAAACAGCCGGAAAAGCUUCAAGUUUGAGAUGAAAUCGAAAGCCGAUAAGCUCUUCCAAGCGAUGAUUCUGCUCAGAGCAGGAAGAGGAGGGCUCGGACUGAUGAGUUCAAGCAUAAGGAAUGAGAUGUUUGAAGUGAUUAGAGUUCUUACAGAAUUACAAGCAAUGAUCGGCAGAGUUCUGAUGGAACAGCACAUUAACGGUGAUGGAUCGAUGAAUCUUACCUUCGAACAGCAGAACGCGAUUAAAAGCGCUAUCUCGAAAUGGGAAGAAACGAUCAGCCGAGUCGUGAGAGUUGUCGUCGAAGGUAACACGCAAGUUUCGGGCUGGGGAAGAGACGGAUAUUCCGCUUCGGACAGCGGCGGGAGUUCAAAAACUACGACGACAACUGUGGAGAUUAACGGAGAAAGUAGUCGGAAUUCAAGGACGAGGAACUCCGUCGAUGUCAUCAAUGGAGGAAAUAGAGUUUCCACGAAAGGAUCGGUGACUGUCGAUAUCAAAGGAGGCAACGGAGAUUCAAGGAACGAUAUAAUCGUCGAUACAAAAGGAGGAAAAGAGAGUUCCUCAAAAGUUGACUCAGUAGAUGUUAAUGGAGGGAACGGAGCUUCAACAAUGGAGAUCAAUGGAGGAAAUAGAGUUUCAACAAAAGGAUCAGUGACUGUGGAUAUCAAAGGAGGCAAUGGAGAUUCGAGGGGCGAUAUUAUCAUCAAUAGUAAAGGAGGAGGAAAAGAGAGUUCUUCGGAAGCUAAAUCAGUAGACGUUAAUGGAGGCAAUGGAGCUUCAACAGUGGAGAUCAAAGGAGGAAACGCAAGUUCUGCACAAGGUAAGUCGGGUACAGCCGGUACGACAACGGAGAUCAAAGGAGGAGAUUCACAACAUUCGGGUAAGGUGACCGAUGUUAAAGGAGGGAAUGAAGCUUCCAUUAAUGGAGAUUCCUCGAAGGAAAAAGAAGCAGAGAUUCAUGCAAAAAACAAAGGUUCUGAGAAGGGUACAAAGCUAGAGAAGGAAAGAGAUGAGAACAAAGCUAAGGGAGAGACUAAACAAAGUGAUGUAGGAGAAAAUGAAGAUUCUGGCAAGGAGAAGAGAAAAGAGAGCAAAGGAGCUAACAAAGACAAGAAGAAGAAGAAGAAAGACGAUAAAGGGCACGACGAAGAAUCUAAGGGGAAAAACCAGGCAGGCAUGAAAGGAGAAAACACAGAUUCCGUGAAAAAGAAGAAGGUUGAGAACAAAGGAGAAAAGGAGGAGAAGAGGAAGAAGAAGGACGAGAACAAAAAGUCUAAGGAUGGUAAAUCGGAUGAUGAGAUUAAAGGAAGCACUACAAAGACGGAGGAGAAGAAGAAAGAGGAGAAAGGGACUAAGAAUAGUGAAUCUAAAAAGAACAAAAAAGAUGACAAAGAUUCUACCAAGAACAAACAAGCGAGCAUUCAAAGACAGAGUGAAGGCUCCAAGAAAGAGAAGAUGAAGAAAGAGAAUGAAGAACAAGUUAGUGUUCAAAAGGAAAGCUCUAAGAAGGAGAAGAAGGAAGGAAACAAAGAAUCUAAGGAUGGCAUAAAGUCGGAAGACAUUGCAAGGGAAAGCGGAAAAUCCACAAAGGAAAAGCAAGUAAAUGUUCGAGGAGAAAGUGAAGGCUCUGUGAAUAAGAAGAAGAAGGAGAAGAAAGAGAAUAAAGGAGAUGGCAAUGAUGGUUUUAAGUCAGGAGAGGAUAAAGAAGAUGGUGAAAGUUCAAUGAAGGAGAAACAAGUAAACGUUCAAGUAGAGAAUGGAGGAUCCAUGGAAGAGAAAGAGUCCAAGCUCGAUAAUGGAGAUUCCACGAAGGGAAAACAGGUAAAUGGUCAAGGGCAAAGUAGUGAAAUCGUAAUGAAAGAGAAGAGGAAAGAAAACAAAGGAAGUGAGAAAGAGACCAAGAAUGGCGAUUCAAAAGGUAACGAAGACUCGGCUAAGAAGAAGCAAUACGAUGAUAAAGGAGCCAAGAACGAUAAACCUGUAAAGAGUAAAGAACAAGAAGGUAAUUCCAUGAACGGAAAACAAGUAGAGGUUCAAGGAGAGAGUGCAAACGUAACGAAUUCUUCAAAUGGUGCAACUGUGAAGAUCAAUAGCAAUGGAGAGAAAUCCAUGAACAAGGAGACAACUCAGGUUGAAGAAAGAAAAGGAUCUAAAGGUGACAGUACCAAAUCUACUAAUGGUGUAACAGUGGAGGUUGAAGGAAUCAAUGGAGAUUCCAUGAACAAGAAUCAAAACCAAGAGAAUCUACAAUCGACAAAAGACAUGGAGGCUAAGACAUCGAACGAGGUCAAAGGUUUCAUAAUGAAACUGGAGAAGAACUCUCCCGACACACAAGAGUUCAGGACAUUCUUCGAGAAACUCAAGGCUUACAUGUAUUACGCGUGCCCUAACCCUUCAACGGUCGAGACAAAAGAUUCACGAUCCUACAUUUCGGAGAUGAUUUCAAAGGCCACAAGCCUCUCGGAAGCAAUGGCUAUAUUACAAGCAAAGAACAGGGGGUCACAACAGAUGGAGACAACGUUGAAUGGAUACCAGCAAGAAGUGAUGAAGACACUUAAUAUGUUACAAAGCAUAAUGGGUAAGGUUGUGUCCACACAGCAAGGAUCAUCAUCAUCAUCAUCGAUGAUGAUGCUUACGUUAUCACAGCAACAGGCAAUCAGAGAUAUAAUCUCGAGAUGGGAACAGGUGAUUUCUCAGUUCGUGAAAAUCGCUAUUAACAGUGAUAGAGAAUAUUCAAUCGAGUUCUCUACUCACCGAGGAGGAAAUGGAAAUGGGUUUCACGUGAAGACCAAGCGUUCGAGAUUCAGUUUCCAUAGUUCCGGUCGGUAUUGGUGAAAUGAUGGCUAGACCAUCUCCCAUUGGUUGAGAUUAACAAAAAAAAACAAAAUUAAUAAAUCUUGUAUAAAAUAUAUUGUAGGAUUUACUUUUCGGUUGUAAAUAAAACCCGAAUCGUGACCUUUAUGACGGUCUACGUGGGUAUUUAUGAUUUAUGUAAAUAUAUAUUGAGGUUGUAAGCUUAUAAGCAAAUUCUAUAACAAUUGUCUCAUAUAUUAUAUAAAAUGUGCUGAUUUUUUUUGUUA
Molecule: messenger RNA, 3403 nt
Organism: Tarenaya hassleriana
Lineage: Eukaryota; Viridiplantae; Streptophyta; Magnoliopsida; Brassicales; Cleomaceae
Product: eukaryotic translation initiation factor 5B
Exons: 3
Coding region: 36-3158 (1040 amino acids)
Source: RefSeq, a predicted model, not a curated record